This is a messenger RNA of Poecilia latipinna (sailfin molly), 2665 nucleotides long. It is a transcript of the gene b3galt4, whose product is annotated as UDP-Gal:betaGlcNAc beta 1,3-galactosyltransferase, polypeptide 4. Gene Ontology annotation, biological process: protein O-linked glycosylation. The record is from RefSeq and is a predicted model, not a curated record. Gene Ontology annotation, molecular function: hexosyltransferase activity. The coding region runs from base 730 to 1848 and encodes 372 amino acids. NCBI's taxonomy places the organism in Eukaryota, Metazoa, Chordata, Actinopteri, Cyprinodontiformes, Poeciliidae. Gene Ontology annotation, cellular component: Golgi membrane. The transcript has a single exon.
ACUCAAAAAUAGCCAGUAGGUGUCGCACAAAGUUCAGGUGUAAGGAUGACAAUAGGCGAACGCGAGAGCUUAAGUCAUAUAACGCUUUAUGAGUAUUAUCCGCAUAUUUUUUCAUCAAUCCAUUUUUUUUUCUUUUCAUCUUAUCGUCGCUGUUUGAUCAGCUUAAUUCUAAGUGUUGUCUUUACCGGACUCCAAAAACGACCAGCAUACGUUCUCUGCGGACAUUCAGUAAACGUUGGAUGGAAGUUUUCUGAACCUUCAGUACAUGAUCGGAUGGAUAUUAAAAUAUGAUCAAAAACUGGGUUGGUGCGCCUCAGCAGGAUAUCGGACGUACCAUCAAUUUGUGGGGGAGAAUCACUGAAGCCAUUAAAUAAGAGGACCGGGGCACAGAUUUGCCAUCGGCCGCGCUGCCUGACCUCUUAACAACAACAACAACAAAAAAAAAGCAGUAAAAUCUGCGGCGAACCGCUGCCAGAUCGACCGCUCCAUUUGCGCAACUGCACAUCCCCCCAAAUCAAAGACAAAAGGCUGCAGCAGAAACGAAAAGCUACCGGAGCUGCCGCAGAGAAAGGUGGAGGAGAGUGCAGCGGACCCAGAGGUGAGGACAUGCCGCAAGAGGAAUGCGUCUUCACGUGAAGCAACGAUAGGAGUGGGGGGGAGGAAAGCAGCGAGAAGACAGGGAUAUUUCUUUUGUUGUUGCUUGCAACACUAGCAGCAGGAGAGAAGGUGAUGAUGAUGGUGAUCACGGUCGGAAAGGGAUGUUGCAAGCCCAGGUUAGGAAAGCGCGGAAACAGGACGGGGAUCUUUCCGUCGCUGUGCGGGAUCCUGGCGUGCGCCGCGGUGCUCGCGCUGCUCUUCCUGGACAUCAUUGAGACGUGGGUCACCUCGAUGGGCAUGAGCAGGGCGGUGGAGCCGCAUGUCGCCAUCGUCUCGCCCCAGAGCCUACCCCCCUCCAAACCAGAGGAGUUCCUGCUCAUGCCCAGCCCGCUGGUGUGUCAGCGCGCCAAGCCGUACCUCAUUGCCAUAGUGACCUCAGCACCUGCCAAUCAGCGGGCUCGUCAGGCCAUCAGAGACACCUGGGGCGGACAGGUGGAGGUGCGGGGCCUGCGGGUCAUGACCCUCUUCAUGGUGGGCGUGGCCUCUGACCCCGGCCUGGGAAAGCUGCUGAUACAAGAAGCCAGGGAGAAAGGGGACCUGAUCCAGGGCCGGUUCUUGGACUCCUACUCCAACCUUACCCUGAAGACCCUGGCCAUGCUGGGCUGGGCCCGCAGGUUCUGCCCUCAGGCUCACUUCUUGGCCAAAGUGGACGAUGACGUCUUCUUCAAUCCCAGCGUUCUUCUGCACUUCCUAAACAAAAGCCGGAACCCUUAUGAGCAAGGGGACUUGUACCUGGGUAGAGUCCAUCUCCACGUGGCCCCAAACCGAGACCCAGACAGCAAGCACUACCUCCCCUCAGGGGCCUACCCUUUGUCUGUGUUCCCCGACUAUUGCAGCGGCACAGCCUACGUCUUUUCUCGCUCUGCAUUGCUCAAAGUUGCCCUUGCAGCAUCGGCAUCGCCUCUGUCCACUCCUUUGCCCCCCGAGGAUGUGUUCGUCGGCCUCUGCGCCUAUGCUGCUGGAGUGCGGCCCUCACAUUGCUCUCUCUUCUCUGGGGGUCCACCUGUGCCAUACGGACGCUGCUGCUAUCAAGCUAUGGUGUCCGUCCACCAAAUCACACCCAAGGAGAUGCUGGACUACUGGAAAGAUGUCCAUUCACCCCCCACCUGCUCCUGGCUGAGUCAGCGAGCUUCUCUGGGGAUGUGCAAAGUCAGGGCGAUGCUGGGCUCAGCCCUGGGCCUGGAGAAAUGACUGUGACUGCCAUUAGGAGGUUAUAGGACUCACUGGCACUCUGCCUUGCACAACUGUUCUACAAGCUGUGAAUCUACCUGCACUGAUAGCAUUUAGGUUAAUUGUCAUCAUUAGAGCUUUAUUUUUAUAAGAACGUCAAUUUUUGUUUUCUUUUCCCCCUCAGAAAACAGGAUAAUUUCAGGUUUUCUAAGUCUUUGUCUCACACCAUCUAGCUUUGACAACAUGCAGCUGAGAAACAAAUAUAAGCAUGCUGCUUAUAUUGUACAACUGCUCACAAUGAAUGCACAUAGGAGAAAUGCUUUCAGACGCCGCCGUCUGAGUCCGAUAUCGAAACAUCAAGACAAGCAGUCUGUUACAAGCUGCUUUAAUUUAGAACUUAGUCUAAAAGCCUAGAUGCAUGUAUUGCAAAAAAUAAUACCAUUAGAUUCAGUUCCAUCAAACAACACAAAUGAAGCUCCCUAAAAAAAUACUCCAAAAUAGAACUUUAAUUUUUAACAUUUAUUGUAUGUAUGACAUUUAAAUGGUGGCACUUAGCAGACUGCUAAAAAAGUGAGGUUUAAAUGAUCAGUUCCAGUGACUAAAAGUGAUUCAUCUGAUAGGUGUCUCACAAAUGAAGAGCGGCACUAUACUGUUAACGGUGAAAUAAUUUCACUAAGGAUGCGCUACAAUUUUGGUGUGCCUUGUUAAUAAAAAUAAAUGUUUAUUAUGAACUGUAGGAUGUAUGCAUUUCCUGAGUGUUUUUCUUUCUUCUUUUUCUCACUCAGGAAAUGUAUGAAUCAAAUUCUGGCGCCAAUAAACAAUCACGUGUGAGAUGAAA